AUGUCUCAAGCACAACAGCGCCUCUCCCAGGUCUCCUCGCACCUCUCUUCCCCCAAAGCCGCCUCCAACAUCCUCUCCAAAAACCCAGAUGACAUCGUCGUGACCGCCGCCCUGCGCACCCCCUUCACCAAGGGCGGAAAAGGCGGUUUCAAAGACACCGCCGCUGCGGACUUGCUGGUGGGCGCAUUCCAAGGCCUCAUCAAGCGCAGCGGCAUCGAUCCCAAACUCGUUGAAGAUAUUGCGGUCGGAUCGGUGUUGCCCCCUGGUGGAGGAGCCACUGAGUUCAGAGCUGCGGCGCUCGUUGCUGGAUUCCCCGAGUCAACUGCUGUGCGGAGCUUGAAUAGGCAGUGUUCGAGCGGAUUGCAGGCCGUGACUGAUAUUGCGAAUGCCAUCAGGGCCGGCCAGAUUGAGGUUGGUGUUGGUGCGGGUGUGGAGAGUAUGAGUUUGCAAUAUGGACCCGGCGCAGUCACAGAAUUCUCCGACCUCCUCGAAAACCACAUGCAAGCCGCAAACUGCAAAGUGCCCAUGGGCGUCCUGUCCGAAAACAUGGCCAAAGACCGCAACAUCUCGCGCACCGAGCAAGACGCUUUCGCCGCCUCAUCGUACCAAAAGGCCAUCAAAGCCCAAAAAGCGGGCCUAUUCGACGAAGAAAUUUACCCCUUGACGGUGAAAUGGACAGACCCCAAAACCGGCGAUGAGAAGACCAUCACCGUCAAGGCUGACGACGGUGUCCGAGAGGGAAUCACACCGGAGUCUCUGGCCAAAAUCAAGCCUGCGUUUGCCAAGGAUGGAAGUAUCCAUGCCGGUAACGCGUCGCAGGUCUCCGACGGCGCUGCCGCAGUGUUGCUCAUGAAGCGCUCCACAGCCGAGCGACUGGGUCAAAAGAUCAUUGGCAAGUUUGUGACGGCCAGCAUCGUGGGUGUUGAGCCUCUACUUAUGGGUAUUGGACCAUGGAAAGCUAUCCCCGUCGCACUCGAAAAGGCUGGAAUCUCCAAGGAUGAUGUAGACAUUUACGAAAUCAACGAGGCUUUCGCGUCGCAAUGCGUCUGGUGCGUGAAGGAAUUGGGCUUGCCCUUCGAGAAGGUGAACCCCAAGGGUGGCGCGAUUGCCUUUGGCCAUCCGUUGGGAUGCACCGGCGCCAGACAGGUUAGUACCCUGUUCACGGAGCUGAAGAGGACGAAUAAGAAGAUUGGUGUUACGAGCAUGUGUAUUGGAACAGGAAUGGGUAUGGCUGCUGUUUGGGUUGCUGAAUAA
Talaromyces marneffei is the source of this 1254-nucleotide messenger RNA. RefSeq lists its product as uncharacterized. Gene Ontology annotation, molecular function: acetyl-CoA C-acyltransferase activity. NCBI's taxonomy places the organism in Eukaryota, Fungi, Ascomycota, Eurotiomycetes, Eurotiales, Trichocomaceae. Gene Ontology annotation, cellular component: peroxisome. Gene Ontology annotation, biological process: fatty acid beta-oxidation; phenylacetate catabolic process. The transcript has 3 exons. The record is from RefSeq and is a predicted model, not a curated record. The coding region runs from base 1 to 1254 and encodes 417 amino acids.